GUGUAAAAUUUCUUUCUAUAAAUGCCAUUUCUAAGACUUUCUCGAGAUAUCAUAACCUUUUCUUCAUUAAAGCUAUAUUGUCGAUUAUGGAGGACUCCAAGCAACAAUAUCACGUGGUUAUAUUCCCUUUCAUGUCCAAAGGCCACACCAUCCCACUCCUACACUUGGCCCACCUUCUCCUCCGCCGUGGCAUCGCCGUUACUGUCUUUACUACUCCGGCCAACCAUCCUUUCACUGCUAAAUUUCUUUCCAAUACCACUGCCUCUAUUAUUGAUAUUCCUUUCCCUGAAAACGUGCCUGAAAUUCCUUCAGGCAUCGAAAGCACAGACAAACUACCCUCCAUAUCAGUGUUUCAUCAGUUUGCUCUUGCCACUGAACGCAUGCAGCCGGACUUUGAACGGGCACUAGAAAGUUUCCCGGUCGUCAACUUCAUGGUGUUUGAUGGCUUUCUCUGGUGGGUUGCAGAUUCUGCUGCGAAGUUUGGUAUUCAAAGGUUGUUCUUUCUUGGUAUGUCCAAUUACGCCUCUUGCGUGUCUAGAGCAGUGGCAGAGAGUAAGGUCUUGUUUGGGCCUCAGUUAGAUGACGAGUUAAUCAAUGUGAGUAAGUUUCCAUGGAUUAACGUCACAAAAAAUGAUUUUGAGUCACCGUUCAGAGACCCUGAACCAAAAGGUCCCCCAUUUGAGCUCCUGCUGAAGUCAAUGAUAGCAGCAUCAAUAAGUAACGGCUUUAUAUCCAAUAGCUUCUACGAACUGGAGCCUGUUUUCGUCGAUUACUUGAACAACCGCAGUAAGCAAAAGACUUGGUGUGUUGGGCCCUUGUGCCUAGCCAGUACACCAAGAGUUGAAACUGAACUCCUCAACGAACCGAGUUGGAUUCAGUGGCUUGAUCAAAAGCUAAAGCAAGGAAGCUCAGUCUUAUACGUAGCUUUUGGGUCUCAGGCGGAGAUAUCAGCAGAGCAGCUCAAGGAGAUAACAAUUGCGUUGGAAGAAUCCAGAGUAAACUUCUUGUGGGUUAUAAGGAAACAAGAAUCAGAAUUGGGAGAAGGGUUUGAAGAGAGGGUGAAGGAAAGAGGAAUUGUAGUGAGAGAAUGGGUGGACCAAAUGGAGAUAUUGAUGCACCCAAGUAUACAAGGGUUCUUGAGCCACUGUGGAUGGAACUCGGUGUUAGAGAGCAUAUGUGCAGGAGUGCCAAUUCUUGCAUGGCCCAUGAUGGCGGAGCAGCACAUAAACGCGAGAAUGGUGAGGGAGGAGAUAAAAAUAGGUUUAAGAGUAGAAACCUGUAAUGGGUCAGUGAGAGGGUUCGUGAAAUGGGAAGGUUUAGAGAAGAUGGUGAAGGAGUUGAUGGAAGGAGAGAUGGGGAAGAAGGUAAGAAACAAGGUGAGUGAAUUUGCAGAGAUGGCUAAGAAAGCUAUGAAGGAAGGGACAGGCUCAUCCUGGCGCACGUUAGACAUGCUCCUUGAGGAGUUUUGUCGUGCAAAGAUGACCUGAAUGAAAGAAAACUCUUCCAGACUCUGUUUAAUUAUAUGCAUCCAAAACAAAAUGAUAUGAAAGAUUAAAUUAGGUUUGAUUUACAUGUGUAUGCAGUUGAUAUAUAGCUGGUUUGUGUCUUCAAAUCACCAAAAACUGGACACCCCUUCCCUUUUAAUGAAUACACUUUUUCUUCCUCA
This is a messenger RNA of Manihot esculenta (cassava), 1666 nucleotides long. RefSeq names its product UDP-glycosyltransferase 90A1. The transcript has a single exon. The record is from RefSeq and is a predicted model, not a curated record. Bases 87 to 1487 code for a protein of 466 amino acids. Lineage: Eukaryota; Viridiplantae; Streptophyta; Magnoliopsida; Malpighiales; Euphorbiaceae. Gene Ontology annotation, molecular function: UDP-glycosyltransferase activity.